This is a messenger RNA of Lobosporangium transversale, 1389 nucleotides long. Its product is annotated as putative CDC12-septin. The transcript is spliced from 6 exons. Gene Ontology annotation, biological process: cytoskeleton-dependent cytokinesis. NCBI's taxonomy places the organism in Eukaryota, Fungi, Mortierellomycota, Mortierellomycetes, Mortierellales, Mortierellaceae. Gene Ontology annotation, cellular component: cytosol; septin ring; cell division site. The coding region runs from base 217 to 1362 and encodes 381 amino acids. The record is from RefSeq and is a predicted model, not a curated record. Gene Ontology annotation, molecular function: GTPase activity; molecular adaptor activity; GTP binding.
CCAUCUCGUUCUGCAUCUCACUCUCUUUCUUUCGUUCUUUUUUUUUUGUUCAUUCAUUCAUCUUUCAUACUUCCUCUCCUCCAUCCAUUUAUUAUUCUCUCCUUCCUCCUCUCGCUCUUCCGCUCUUAGUCCUUCUUUCACAUCCAUCCAUCGGACAACUAGAAACGACCCCUUCCUUUUCUCAUCAUCUGUCUAUCUUCUCCCUGAAUAUCAGACAUGUCGCAGCCCCAGGUCGGAACCGGCAUCGGUAUUGCCAACUUGCCUAAUCAGCGCCACAAGAUUGUUGCCAAGCGUGGUGCCAACUUCACAAUGAUGGUUUGCGGUGAGUCUGGACUUGGAAAGACGACAUUCAUCAACACUCUCUUCACUACCACCAUCAAGACUCCCAAGAACCACAAGCGACGCUUCAAUAAGACGGCCGAGAAGACUGUUGAGAUUGAAAUCAUUCGUGCUGAACUUGAGGAGAAGCAAUUCCAUGUUAAACUUUCGGUGAUUGAUACUCCUGGAUUUGGAGACUAUACCAACAACCGCGACAGCUGGAUGCCCAUUAUUGACUUUAUCGAUGAUCAGCACGAAUCAUACAUGCGUCAGGAACAACAGCCCAAACGCCAUGAGCUGAGCGAUAUGCGUGUCCACUGCUGCUUGUAUUUCAUUCGCCCAACUGGACAUACCUUGAAGCCUUUGGACAUUGAGGUCAUGAAGCGCUUGGGAACUCGCGUCAACUUGAUCCCUGUCAUUGCCAAGGCAGAUACUCUGACUCCUACCGACUUACACAAAUUCAAGAAGCGUAUCUUGGAGGUUAUUGCAGCUCAGAACAUCCAAUGUUAUUCGUUCCCACUUGAGAGCGAUGACGAGGCUAGUACUAAGCGCAACAUGAGCAUUAUGGCUGCAAUGCCCUUCUCUAUCAUUGGCAGCACAGACGACGUCGUCGCUGCUGACGGUCGUACUGUCAAGGGACGCCAGUACUCCUGGGGAGUCGCUGAAGUCGAGAAUGAGGAUCAUUGCGACUUCAAGAAACUCCGCCAGUUGUUGAUUCGUACACAUAUGCUGGAUCUGAUCAGCUCGACUGAAGAAACUCAUUACGAAAAUUACCGCCAUGCUCAGAUGGAGACCCGCAAAAUUGGAGAGGCCAAGGUCAAGACUGUUACCAACCCCAAAUGGAAGGAGGAAGAAGAGGCUCUGCGCAAACGCUUCACUGAGCAGGUCAGACUGGAGGAGAACCGAUUCAGAUCAUGGGAACAACAGCUUAUUGCUGAGCGUGACCGUCUGAACAAGGAUCUGGAAGCAGAACAUUCACACAUCAAGGCUCUGGAAGCUGAACUCGAAUCCAUGCAGGUUGGCCUUUCUCCCAAGCGCAAGUAAAAAAAAAAAAAAAAAAGAAAAAAAAAA